Molecule: messenger RNA, 405 nt
Organism: Sabethes cyaneus
Lineage: Eukaryota; Metazoa; Arthropoda; Insecta; Diptera; Culicidae
Exons: 1
Coding region: 1-405 (134 amino acids)
Source: RefSeq, a predicted model, not a curated record
AUGAUCGACAAUCGGCAAAAAUUCAACGGUCACGUUGACUACUCGUGCGAAAAGGCAGCGAAAGCCAUCAGUGCACUGUCUAGGAUCAUGCCGAAUAACUUUGGACCAAGCAGUAGCAAGAGGCGCCUCUUAGCCAGUGUAUCAUCGUCGAUACUGCGGUUAGGCGGACCAGCCUGGAUUACAGCGCUCCAAACCCAGCGCAACAGAGCAAAGCUGAGAUGUACGGCUCGACUCAUGGCCAUUCGAGUCGUGAGCGCAUAUAGGACUAUCUUAUCUGAAGCUGCGUGCGUAAUCGCUCGGAUGAUUCCCAUCGACAUCAUCCUGAUGGAGGACUACGAGUGCUAUAGGCAAAAGGAGGUCAGAGGAAUUAGAAAGCUGAUGAGAGCAGAAUCAAUGGCUAAGUGA